AUAUGGAAGAGCUUUGGUGCUUGAUGGCAUUAUUCAAUGCACUGAACGAGAUGAAUUUUGUUAUCAAGAAAUGAUUUCAUUUUUACCUCUAUGUUCUCAUCCAAAUCCAAAAUCAGUGUUAAUAGUAGGUGGUGGCGAUGGUGGUGUCGCACGUGAAGUAGCUAAAUUUUCUAGCGUUGAAAAAAUUAUUCAAAUUGAAAUUGAUGAAAAAGUGAUCGAAAUAUCUAAAACAUUUUUACCAUUCAUGGCUAAAGGACUUACAAAUUCUAAAGUUAAUUUAUAUGUGGGUAAUGGUUAUGAAUUUGUUAAACAACAUACUAACGAAUUCGACGUAAUAAUAACUGACAGUUGUGAUCCUAUAGGACCUGCAAUAUCUCUUUUCCAACAACAUUACUUUUCAUCAAUGAAAAAAGCAUUAAAACCUGGUGGAAUAAUAUGUAGUCAAGCCGGGACAAUUUGGUCUAAUCUUGAUCAUAUAAAAAAAACUCUAUACCAUUGUAAAGCAUCAUUUCCUAAAGUAAAGUAUGGAAUUUCAUGCGUACCAUCAUAUCCGACAGGUCAAAUAGGUUAUAUACUUGGUAGUCUGGAUCCAGAAACUAACUUCCAAGAACCUGUAACAUUAUUUACAGAUGAUGAACUUAAUAAAAUGGGCCUACUGUAUUACAGCGAUAAGAUUCAUCGUGCAUGUUUUGAAUUACCUAGAUUUAUAGAAAAGGAAUUUUUAAUUUGAGAGUAUUAUGUAAAAAGAUAUAUAAAAACAAAUUUGUUCUUUUAA
Ceratosolen solmsi marchali is the source of this 775-nucleotide messenger RNA. It is a transcript of the gene SpdS, whose product is annotated as Spermidine Synthase. The transcript has 4 exons. Gene Ontology annotation, biological process: spermidine biosynthetic process. The record is from RefSeq and is a predicted model, not a curated record. Gene Ontology annotation, molecular function: spermidine synthase activity. NCBI's taxonomy places the organism in Eukaryota, Metazoa, Arthropoda, Insecta, Hymenoptera, Agaonidae. Bases 71 to 730 code for a protein of 219 amino acids. Gene Ontology annotation, cellular component: cytosol.